AUGAUGAACCGUGGCGCCCUCACCCUCCUCCUCCACAGGGACGUUACCAUCGGGGAGGGAGGGCACUGGAUGAAGAGACUUGACUGCAAGCUCCUGCGGACUCUUCACAAAGCAGCAUGUCCUAGGUGCCUAAGUAUCACGGGCACUCUUCUGCAGAACGACUUGACGGAGCUGCCAAGAGUGCUAGAGUACGUUGGGCCACAGCUCUCCAUCCACGACGAUGCCGAUCAGCAGCCUCCGCGUGAGGCAGUGGCGGCCCUCUCAAGGCGCUGGGGACUGCGAGUCAGUGAGCAAAGAGAGAAGAAAAGCUGCGACAAUAUAGGUAACCGAGAAGUGUCGAAAAGGCCGGCAGCAGCGCGUGGUGAAGAGCGCGUUUUGCUUCUCGAGUACCUUCAAAAAGGACCGCAGUCAUUUCUGCUACGUCGCGUCAAGGCCAACGUCGACAUCCAGCUGCCGCCCAAGUACAACGGCGCCAACACCCCUCCCUCCCAUCCCGCUCACACCGAGGCAGCAAGCGUACUACGCCCUGGUGCAAUCAUAAGAGCUCCACAACAACAGCCGCCUCACGCGCCUCUGCGAGUGCUACGUGCAUCUGUUUUUUCAUCCGUGACUUCCACACUGAUAAGGAUGAAAGGCUGCUGCACAUCGCACCAACCGUCCUCAGCGUGCGAACGACUCAGCUGUAUACGGAAGGUGUCAGGGACGCUGAAACUUCUUGACGUGAUGCGGCUGAAACUGCGCCGCCGUGGUCCUCUUGCCCCCUUGUUUGUUCGGAUUACACGAUCAAUAGAUCUCUUCAAGGAGUAUCUUUCGGUGCAGAGUGCCGUCCUCGGAAAAACGCUCUGUGGAAGCGGUGACACAAGAACGAUAAUGACAAUUGAUGGAUCCCGCGAAAGCGAUUUGACCAAGGCCGUGAUGAAUCUCGAAAAACCUCAAGUGAUGCUUUCUCAGAUGUUGUUGCACACGCGGCUGUACGGGAGCAGCUCAGCUGAGACCCAAGGGGAGGCCAUUCGUCAUGUUCAAGGGCCGUGUAGCUCUUUCGAUGAGCCUCACAAUGGUGAAAAUUCUGUGCGACAUCGUUGUCUCUGA
Leishmania braziliensis MHOM/BR/75/M2904 is the source of this 1089-nucleotide messenger RNA. RefSeq names its product helicase-like protein. The transcript has a single exon. The record is from RefSeq and is a predicted model, not a curated record. The coding region runs from base 1 to 1089 and encodes 362 amino acids. Gene Ontology annotation, cellular component: nucleus. Lineage: Eukaryota; Euglenozoa; Kinetoplastea; Trypanosomatida; Trypanosomatidae. Gene Ontology annotation, molecular function: DNA binding; ATP-dependent chromatin remodeler activity; ATP binding.